This is a messenger RNA of Andrographis paniculata, 1369 nucleotides long. Its product is annotated as glutamate dehydrogenase A. NCBI's taxonomy places the organism in Eukaryota, Viridiplantae, Streptophyta, Magnoliopsida, Lamiales, Acanthaceae. The coding region runs from base 134 to 1369 and encodes 411 amino acids. Gene Ontology annotation, cellular component: mitochondrion. The record is from RefSeq and is a predicted model, not a curated record. The transcript is spliced from 9 exons. Gene Ontology annotation, molecular function: L-glutamate dehydrogenase (NAD+) activity. Gene Ontology annotation, biological process: L-glutamate catabolic process.
AAUGAUUCAUGGAGGAUAUGUAGCAUAUAGCGUAGCAAAGCAAUUUGCAGUCUACAUUCUCGCAGUUGUUGGCUCAUUAAUCAGCGAAAAUCUAAACCAAGGGUUUUGAAUCACCGGAGAUCAUCUCGUGCAAAUGAAUGCGCUUGCCGCCACCAAUCGCAACUUCCGCCAGGCGGCGCGAAUCCUCGGCGUCGACUCCAGGAUUGAGAAGAGCCUUUUGAUCCCCUUCAGAGAAAUCAAGGUCGAGUGCACGAUUCCCAAGGACGACGGAACGCUGGUGUCUUAUGUAGGAUUCAGAGUGCAGCAUGACAAUGCCCGUGGGCCCAUGAAAGGAGGAAUCAGAUACCAUCCAGAGGUUGACCCCGAUGAAGUGAACGCACUUGCGCAAUUGAUGACGUGGAAGACGGCCGUAGCAGAUAUUCCCUAUGGUGGAGCAAAGGGCGGCAUCGGUUGUAAUCCCAAAGAUCUAUCUAAGAGCGAGCUGGAACGCCUCACCCGUGUCUUUACUCAAAAAAUUCACGACCUUAUAGGUGUUAAUGCAGACGUUCCUGCACCAGAUAUGGGCACUAAUGCUCAGACAAUGGCUUGGAUUUUGGAUGAGUACUCAAAAUUUCACGGCCACUCACCUGCAGUUGUUACAGGAAAACCAAUUGAUCUUGGUGGCUCACUGGGGAGGGAGGCUGCCACCGGUCGAGGCGUUGUGUACGCCACAGAAGCUUUACUGGCUGAACAUGGAAAAUCAGUAAAGGGUUUAACAUUCGCCAUUCAGGGAUUUGGGAAUGUUGGAUCUUGGGCUGCUCGUCUCCUGCACGAAAAAGGUGGAAAGGUCGUUGCUGUCAGUGACAUAACAGGAGCGGUGAAGAACCACAGCGGGAUUGAUAUAGCCGCACUGAUUAAGCAUAAAGAGGCGACGGGGAAGCUCGAAGAUUUCAGCGGUGCUGAUGCUAUGGAUGCGAAUGAGUUGCUGACUCAUGAAUGUGAUGUUCUCAUACCGUGUGCUCUUGGUGGAGUUCUAAACAGAGACAAUGCCGCAAACGUGAGGGCGAAAUUCAUCAUAGAAGCAGCAAAUCAUCCCACCGAUCCGGAAGCAGACGAGAUCUUGUCGAAAAAGGGAGUGAUCAUACUCCCCGACAUAUAUGCAAACGCUGGGGGAGUUACAGUCAGCUAUUUCGAAUGGGUUCAGAACAUUCAAGGAUUCAUGUGGGAAGAAGAGAAAGUGAACGCAGAGCUCAAAAGAUACAUGACGAAAGCGUUCCACAACAUCAAAGGCAUGUGCCAGUCGCACAACUGCAACCUCCGCAUGGGCGCUUUCACCCUCGGCGUUAACCGCGUCGCCCGCGCGACUCUUCUCAGAGGCUGGGAAGCCUAA